GCCCCCUGCGCUCCGGACGGCGCGAAAACCCAAUUGACAAGAACUCGGGCCGAAGCCCCGCUAGUCCGAUCUGCGUUCCGUGCGUCGCUCCCACGGCGGCCCGGGGCUCGAGCGCUUAGACAGGAACAUCUGCCUCGAGGGCACCUUGUAUUGUCCUGCCGUCCCCUCGGGGCUUGCGCCCCGGCUUCCCCGACAUCCCUGUCUGAGCCUGGCUCCGCGGCCCUGGGCCCAGCCUCGCACUCGCGUCCCGCCGGUGUUCUCUAGGAGACCCGAGACGGGCUCCCCGACUCGCAGCUCGCUCCCACUGGACCUGCCGCCCCUAUGGCCUCCAUCCAGGCUGGGCCGGACCUCUGAAGGUCCUAGGAGCCCGGGUUCUCGGAGGCAGGGAUCAUGGUGGGGGUCCUGACCAUGGCGGCGGCUGCAGCACCCCCUCCUGUGAAGGACUACGAGAUUGAGCCAUGCAAAAAGCGGAGAAAAGAUGAUGACAACUCUUCCUGCGAAACAAUUACCAAAUAUUUAUCACCAAUAGGGAAGACUAUAGACAAGGUUUACUCUCCACCAAAACCCAGUAAUAUUCUACAUUAUUUUAGAAAGACCUCACCCACAACCAAGAAGCUACAAUUGACAAAGGCGUGCAAAAUAAAGCCAUCUCCCCCAUUGCUUGUUGGCAACAGCAAAGACUGUAAGACACCAUUGGAAGUGUUCUCAAGUAGAGACUUUAAGAGGAAAAGGAAGAGAGUUGGUUUAUCCCCUCAACUGAAUGAUAUUAAAAUUCAGGAUGAGUGUCCAGUUGAAAUUAGUAACAAUGAUAGUAAGGAGGACUGUGGUUUAAGUGAUUUUGUAGAAAACAGUACUUCUGUUUUCCUUUACAAGAAACAUGUGAAGGUUCUUACAGAAAGUAUUGAAGAUAGCAGAAACCAGUCAAAUACUAAGUCCUCCAAAAAGAACUCCAAAAAGAAAGUAAAUCCCAAACAAUGCACCACAAAAAGUGAUGGCAAGAUAUUGAGGAAAAGGAAGCAUAGCAAGGUAAUGGAUCAGUCUGAAAGUGUGCCCUUAGCAGACGAAGUUAGUCUGCCUACGGAAGGUGGCAAAGACAUCAAGCUGACUGAACCUUCCCUAGCUGAGGGAAACGAGAAGACUGCGCAUCAUGUAGACUCCAGGACUCAUGCAACCAAAAUAGCUGAUUUAAAUGAGAGUAUAGUUACUGUCUCCUACGAGGAAUUUUUAAAAAGUCACAAGGCAGCUAAAGUGGAAGAGAUACCGGACCCUGCAGUGCCAGCCUGUGUUCCUUCUGGGCCGGGUAAAGCAGUCAAAAGUGGUUCUGAAGGUGAAUCAGAAAGCUGCGAACCAUCUCCACAGCUACACCUCAAGACAGUUACUGUUCUUGCACAAGUUCAUCCCACUCCCCCUAAAAGGAAAGGGAAAAUACCCCCAAUUUUCUUGAAACAGAAGCAACUUGAGCUGGAGAAUAGUCUCUCUGAUCCAGAGACUGAGCAGCCAGUUCAGAAAAGGAGAUCUAAUGUUGUGAUCCAGGAGGGCCAGUUAGAACUGGCUGUGCUGGAAGCCUGGAGCUCUGAGGCUUCAGUACCAAAGUGCAGCAUGGAAGAAAGACAGCAGUUCAUGAGAGCGUUUAGGCAGCCACCGUCAGACACGCUCAAAAAUGGGCUCAAGAAACCUCUGGAGAAGCAGAAAGACCCAAGUGAAAAAUCUGUCGAUGAAGGAAAUAGCAGUUCUGAAAAAGUCAUAGAAAAUCCUAAUAUUCAAAGAGUUUCCAGCCAAGGCUGUUCGCAGGCACACACUGAUAGAGGAAGUUUUCCUGAGGAGAAAAGGAAAAAGCCAAAUAAAAUGGGUAAGAAAAGUAGAACUACUGCAGGUGGAAACAGAGAACAAAACAUACAAAAGGGAAAAACAGCCUUUUCCUUAAAAGAUGAACAAGAUCAAAAUAGCCUACGAAGGAGUGUAAGACAGAAAUCAGAAGUUCUCGAAAGCAAUGCUUUACUUAACAGUGAAAAUCUCGUUUCUGAGGAUACGGCACGUGACUCUGUAAAAAUGUCUCUGUGUGACAGAACUAAAUCAAGAGGCGGCAUCACACCAACCAGGGAUGUGGUUACACAUUGCAAAGCUGAGCCUGGAGGCCGCCUAGCGAGUGUCGCUACACCCCAGCCCACCAGGAGAUGUCUGAGAAGGAGCAGCACGCCUGCCACAGUUACUCUGGGAGGUACUGAGUCAGAGGAUGCUCAGGACACUAUUCCAGUGAAAGCUUCCACUCCAAAAGCAGCCAGAACAUCAGACAAGCACAACCUGUACACAGCAGAAUUAAUAAUAGUAUCUUCUGAUUCCGAGAGCCCCAUUAGAAUGAAAUUCACUAGAAUUACUACUCCAAAAAAAUCCAAGAAAAGUUCUAAGAAAUCUGAAACAAUUGAGGAAGAGCUCACUUCUCAGAAGAAAAAGGCAAACAGUACUUCAAAAAAUAUAUCAAAAGCAAAACAACUGAUUGAGAAAGCAAAAGCAUUCCAAGUCAGUGGAUCAAAGGCUGAAGAAACAGUAGUACCCUUGAGGCGGUCCUCUAGGCAUCAGGCACGUCCUGCAAAGGAGAAGACACCAGAAACAGAUGACUCUGUAAUAAUAAUAGAUUCAAGUCCACCUUCUAUAAGACAACCAGAGAAAAUUCAGAAGAAGCUUCAGAAUUUGAAUGAUGUACUAGGAAAAAAACUUAACAAGUCUGCUAAAAAUGUCCCUGGAAAAAUGAAAAUUGCUCCUUUGUUUCUUGCUAAAAGGACCAAAAGAACAGCUGUUCCUGUCUUUGAUUUGGAUGAAAGCAGUCAAGAUUCAUCUGAACAAACUCAGGAUUGUGAUGUACAAUUUAAAGCAAAGCGUGAUUUUCUAAUGAGUGGUUUGCCAGAUUUACUGAAACGUCAGAUUGCAAAGAAAGCUGCUGCAUUAGAUGUAUACAAUGCAGUGAGUACCAGUUUCCAGAGGGUUGUUCAUGUACAACAGAAGGAUGAUGAAUAUUGGUUAUGGCAUUUGAAGCCACCUUCUUGUCCUCUGUUAACUGAAUUUAAGGAAUUAAAUACUAAAGUAACAGAUCUCUCAGAAUGUGUUGUUGCUUUUGGUGAAUUUUCCACCUUGAAUCCAAAUCCAAGAAGUAAUCCUGCUGCUGUGAUGAUGAGGACAAGGAAGGACUUUACUAAAGAAGUAAGAAAUCUCUUGCUGGAGGAAAUAAAGUGCUCAAAUCCAGAAUUUUCUUUGGGAAAAUAUUUUCCCUUGCUUCUAAAAAAACGAAUUGAACACCAGGUACUUUGUGAGGGCCAUGGUAAACAAGCAAGUCCACAACUACAGCCUGAUGUCAGUCAAAAAGAAACCAAAAGGAAACAAGUGGAAACAGGAAAUCAGAAGUCAAAAAGAAAGAGACAAAAUGAAUAUUCAGUGACCCCAGAAGAGAUAAAGGGGAAGUCAAAAGACCUUGACAAAAGAAUCAGCUCUUCUUGUAUAAAUCUAGAUCCUUCCAAAGAUUCUGGAACUGAAGACAUGCUUUGGACAGAAAAGUACCAACCUCAGAAUUCAAAUGAACUCAUAGGCAAUGAGUUAGCUGUCAAAAAGUUACAUGGUUGGUUGAAGGACUGGAAAAGAAGAGCCGAACUGGAAGAAAGACAGAAUUUGAAAGGAAAGAGAGAUGAAAAAGAGGAAGAUUUAUGGGAUAGCACGGACUUUAAAGGCAGUUCGGAUGAUGAAGAGAAUCGUCUUUGCAACACUGUUCUUAUAACAGGACCAACGGGAGUGGGAAAAACUGCUGCUGUGUAUGCUUGUGCUCAGGAGCUCGGGUUUAAGAUAUUUGAAGUGAAUGCCUCUUCCCAGCGAAGUGGUAGGCAAAUCCUGUCUCAGCUGAAGGAAGCUACCCAGUCCCAUCAAGUAGAUAAGCAAGGUGUAAACUCACAAAAACCCUGUUUCUUUAAUAACUACAACAUUGGCAAGUCACCAAAAAAGUUAAACUCCCCGGGGAAAGUUGUCACAUCACCAAGGAAGCUUCCUCCAUCGUCACCAAAGACAAGUGGGCAGAAGCAAGCACUUCUCCCUAAAACUUUGGCAAAUUACUUUAAAGUGUCCUCCAAAUCCAAAAGUAAUGAAGACAUAGGAGCACUCAUGGGAAAUGAUAAAGGGGUCAAAAAUUCUUCUUUGGAACAGAGACAAAUUAUUCAGACUAAAUUAACCAAUGCAAAUAAUUCACAUAUUAAAGAUGUUAGAGCUGAAGAAUCCAACAGGAAGAAGGCGACAUCACUCAUUCUCUUUGAGGAGGUUGAUGUCAUUUUUGAUGAAGAUGCUGGGUUUUUGAAUGCAGUCAAAACAUUCAUGGCAACAACUAAACGACCAGUAAUUCUCACAACAAGUGAUCCCACAUUUAGUCUAGUGUUUGAUGGCUGCUUUGAAGAAAUCAAAUUCAGUAUUCCUUCCCUGCUAAAUGUUGCCAGCUAUCUACAAGUGAUCUGUCUAGUUGAGAAUUUCAGAACUGACUUUAAAGACUUUGUAACCUUGUUGACCGCAAAUGCUUGUGACAUCAGAAAAAGUAUCCUUUACUUACAGUUUUGGAUUAGAAGUGGAGGUGGAAUUUUAGAAGAAAGACCAUUAUCAUACUGUCGAGAAGAUAGCAGAGAUACACUGGUUUGUUCAGAAGAUGGCUCUGAUGCAAACAUCAACUCUAAAAACACCAAAAGGAAGCGUGUGACCCUCCCCAGGUGUGACACUGGCUGCGCAGAGGCUUUGUUUGGACUCAAGAACAUCGCCUCCCCAUCCCAAGACUUACUUUCAUUGUUGAAGCACAAGAUCAAAACAAAGGAAGAAUGGCAGAAACUCAUUCAGCUUCUCACCGAGUUCCACAUGCAAAAUAUAGAUCUGUUACAUAGUAAUCUUGAGGUCAUCCUGCCACUGCCAGUUAAUGUGGUUCCAGAUGUAAGAGGUGCUUAUGGCUUCCCAGUGACUACACAGGCCAGUGCAUCAGCAAGCAUGGGGCAUCUUACCAGGAAGCAGGCAGAAGACCAUCCAUUGAGAAAAUCACAGAAAAGGAAACAGAAAAAGAUGGUGAUCCUAGAUGACAGUGACCUGUUUGACACUGGCCUAGACUUUUCUGGUGAACUGCCUAGCUUAUCUCCUGAACCCUCCUCAUCUGUAGAAGACAACAUAAGCAGAGACAGCAAUCCAAAGAUUAAGACACAGAACAGUGGUUUCAAGCCCCACUCUGUACCUCAGCCUCCUAAGACACUAGCAGAGAAGAAGUGUUGCAUGCUUGUUUCUCACUGUUUAAAUUCUCUCAGUGAGUUCAUGGAGAACAUGUCCUUCAUAGAUGCUCUUUUAACAGAUCCAGGGGAACAGAAUGAAUUGGAGAAACGUGCCUUUCACUGGACAAACGGAAAGGUUAAAAGCGGACUUUGUGAUGAAUUUAGUCUUGAGAAUAGAGAUAGGUGGGCUCCUCAGAGCGCUAGAGAAUUAAAAGCAACUGCAGAAGCACUCAGCUUUACUAAGUGUUCUUCUACCAUUUCAAAAGCACUGGAGUCCUUGAAUUCAUGCAAGCAAUUAGAAAGAGAGCCAACCAACGAACUCACGGUCUGUGUUUCACAAAGGCGCCAUGAUACAUGCUUCCGCCAAUCAGCAGCUAAUCUAGACAAUGCUGACAAGAGGAUGGCAGUCAUUAGAAGUGUGUUUUCUAGUCGUUCUUUCCUGACCCUGGGUAAUAAACAAGCUAGUCUCAUUGACUACCUGCCAACUCUUCGGGACAUUUGUCGGACAGAAAAGCUAAAAGAACAAGAGAAAAAUAAAAGAAGGUUUCUGCACUAUUUUGAAGGAAUUCAUCUAGAUAUUCCUGAAGAAACCAUAACUACUUUGGCAGCUGGCUUCCCUUGAUGCUCUCCGUCAUCAGUCUUGUACAGAUGGUGUGGUCCCGAUGACCUACUUUAGAGUAUGGUGACUUUAAAGAAGAGCUUAUUUCUCUUAAUGUAAAUUUUAAAAGACUUUUGUAUUUUUGUGGUUCAAGUAUUUAAAAUGAAAAUUUUGAGUUACAAAUUGUAUAUAUGACUGUGACAUUUUUUCUGAAUGUUUGGAUUAUCUAUUUUUGCUUUACUGUAUACUUUCUGUAUGUGUGAACUAUUUGUAGAAUAAUUUUUACUUAUAGAUUUCUAGAGCUGUUUCAGUUCUAAGCUUACCUGUCCUUUUUCCCUUUUCCUGUAAUCUUCCUCUACUGCCAAGCUUCAGAGCUGUACUGCUGUAAAUAGGCAGUCUCUAAAGUUACACAAUGGAAAACAGUUAUGUACAGGGUAUUUUAAAAUGUCCUAGGAAGUAAAUUAUGCCUCGGUUGUGGAAAGCAUUGCCUUUGUUUCUUGUGCCUUCUUCCAGCAUGUUUUACCAUUUAAUCAUUGAGUCAUUAGCGUUGACAGAGUAAAGCAUUCUGAAUUCUAGCAUUUACCUAGAUAAGGUGAGAUGAAAAGACCGUCUAUCACUCCCUGUAGUUAUACAGUCUAUUGGAUUUUGCCAACUCAAAUCAUUUGUACAUUUUCAGGUACUUUUAUAUCAUUAUGUUUUAUUUCAUAAAGAGUAAUGACACUAGUUUAUCUAUUUUGGACAACUUGUUGAUGGUUGAAGAAAUAAUGAUGGAUUCUACCAUGGGGUUUCUACCUAACUGCUGUUUUCAUUUAAGUAUGGCUUUUGUUGUUGGUUUUCGGUGCUGAGGAUUAAAUUUAGGGGUUUUUGUAUUAUAGGCAAAUGUCUUGUGUCUUACUAUAUACACAAGCGUUGUGUUUUAAUAAUUAUUUGCAAUGGUACAUAUCAAACCCAAGAUCUUGUGCAUUCUAUGAACAUGCUUAACCACAGAGCUAGAAACCCCAUCCUGUUUUUGAGGCAGGGUCUGGUAUAUUGCUUAGGCUACUCCUAAUCUCCUUGCAGAAUUUUGUAAUCCCCAUCUCAAGCUUAAGUACUUCAGGUAUAUGCUACCACACCGAGCAAGGUCAUCUUUUAAUAUUUUUUUGAGUACCUAUUUUUAACUUUAGUAGCAAGAUUUUAAAAUGCACAUUUUACUUAAUGUUAUUUUGCAGAUAAUCAGGUUUGUUUAAAAUUCCUUCAUAAUGUAAAUAUUUGUAAAUAUAUUAUUCAGGUACAUUUUCUGAUGUAUUUUUAAUUCAGAAGGAUCCUAGUUUUGUACUUUUUUAAAAUAUAGGUGCAUAACUGUUUACAAGUGUGUAUGGAGAUGUGUUUUUACCUCUUGUUCAACCUACCUUUUCUUGUAUUAGUAAAUUGAUCUA
This is a messenger RNA of Mus pahari (shrew mouse), 7283 nucleotides long. It is a transcript of the gene Atad5, whose product is annotated as ATPase family AAA domain containing 5. The transcript has 23 exons. Gene Ontology annotation, cellular component: nucleus. Gene Ontology annotation, molecular function: DNA binding; DNA clamp unloader activity; ATP binding. Lineage: Eukaryota; Metazoa; Chordata; Mammalia; Rodentia; Muridae. The coding region runs from base 391 to 5892 and encodes 1833 amino acids. The record is from RefSeq and is a predicted model, not a curated record.